CGAAGAAGCCCCUCGCUAACUUUUUCAUCAAGACUCCAUUGUUUUUGAGCUCCCUCUCUCCCUAAGCGUCGAUCGUCUUACAUUCUACAGUUCCCGCCGUAUGUGUUGCGUACUGCGAAGGUCCCAGAUUAUCGAUAAUGUCGGAAAGACCUUGUCUUUACGGUUCGGUUCAGAAUAGGAAAAGGUAGUACGAUGAUGAACAACCCUCCUCGCUAAGUAAACCCUCCUCGCUCGCCCUUUAACAUUCGCACGUUCACACUGGCCGUGUUCCGUCGGUGGCGAGAUUCUUUUCGGUGGGGCUUGACUCCCUCCAAGACCGAGACCAAAUGGGAGCACUUGGGUCGAUUUCGAUCGGCUUCUGGAUGCCCAAUUGAAAGAUGGGUCGCUGGCGCUUGGCUGCUUGAUAGUGUGUCCUGAAGUGCUGAACUUGUUUCUGGUGUCGGCAUUUGACGCGAGUUUCGUUUGCAAUUUCAAUGGUUUGAUGGGUGUCUAUUGGGUGGCUGUGAUCUGCUCAACUCGAUGCUGAUGCUCGGAAAUGGUUGUCGUUUUAAUGGACCUUUGCAAAUCUCAUUGUGAUAUGCAAUCCAAAAUGGUCUUUCCGACUUGCCAUUGAGUUCAUCUUACCUGCAGUGAAAUGGGUGCAUACAGAACUUUGGAUUUUGUUAUCAACGACAUCCUAAUGGCUGUAAAGCCGCAACAACAGGAUUGGGUGACUCGAUUUCAUAUCAUAGAUGAAUUGCGAAAGGUUAUUGAAUCUGUGGAAAGUUUGAGAGGUGCAACUGUGGAACCAUUUGGGUCAUUUGUGUCUAAUCUUUUCACUAGACAGGGGGACCUGGAUAUCUCUGUUCAGUUACCCAAUGGUUCAUAUAUCUCGGCUGCUGGAAAGAAACUUAAACAGACACUAUUAGGAGACUUAUUGAAAGCCUUGAGACAGACAGGUGGGUGGCGCAGGUUGCAAUUCAUUGCCCAUGCUAGGGUACCCAUAUUGAAGAUUGAGAGCAAAUACACGAGCAUCUCUUGCGACAUUUCAAUUGAUAAUCUGCAUGGCUACAUUAAGUCAAAGUUCUUGUUCUGGAUCAGUGAGAUUGAUGGACGCUUUCGAGAGAUGAUUUUGCUUGUCAAGGAAUGGGCUAAAUGUCAUGAUAUAAACAAUCCAAAGACUGGGUCUUUCAACUCUUUCGCUCUUUGUUUGCUCGUGAUCUUUCAUUUUCAGACUUGCGCCCCAGCGAUUUUACCUCCUUUGAGAGACAUCUACCCUUGUAGUGCCGUUGAUGAUCUCCAAGGUGUGAGGGCUGAUGCAGAAAGGAGAAUAGCAGAAACCUGUGCUGCUAACAUAGCCAGGUUCAAAUCAAGCAUAUCAAGGCCAAACCGAAGUUCAUUGUCGGAGCUUUUUAUAUCAUUUCUUGCUAAGUUUUUGGGCUUAAAUCUGAAGGCACCAGAGUUUGGGAUUUGCCCAUAUACAGGACAGUGGGAAGAAAUUAGGAACAACAUGAGAUGGAUGCCCCAGACCUAUGCUCUAUUUAUUGAGGAUCCUUUUGAGCAGCCAGAGAAUACUGCAAGGGCUGUUAGCGCCAGACAACUUAAGAGAAUCUCAGAAGCGUUUGAAGUAACCCACCAUAGGCUUACUUCAUACAGUCAGAAUCAGCCCGCUGUUCUUGCCGCGCUGGUCAGGCCACAUGAAGUACAGUUUUUAACAAGGACACCAGUCAGAAAUGGAAAUUACAAUGGAGGUCGCCCUAACAUGACACCAUGGAAUCAGAGAGCAUUAAACUCACCCUCCCAAAUGCAGCAUCAACAUCGGAGAAUGAAAAACAACCGUCAAGGACCCGCACAAAGUUUCACCCACAACUCAGCUGUGCCGCCCAAACCACAUCAGCAUCCUUCAAACGAUUCGACCCCUCAAACACCAAGCGAGCAACAUCAGAAUAAACCGCGGCAAAUGUGGAAGCCUCGAUCUAGCAGUGGAAUUGUUGAUGGUGAAGGCUGUCAAGUUGGAUGAGCGAGCUUGAGCAACUUUCCCCGUGGAUUCCCCCCAGGCUUUUGGUUUACUCGGCUACUUUCGUUUUGCUUUCAUCCGAGUGUGAUGAAAUCCGAUAGAAGAACGGUUGUUAGAGGUUCUAAGACUAUCAACCUCCAAGUGGCAAAGAGAGCUUAAAAAAAUUGAGAAUUGAGUUGGAUGAGGAUAAGGACUUUGUGAAGACGCUGAGGUUUUUAGAUUUUUUGGCAAAGUCCAAAACGCUGGUAAGGUAUUGGUAUCAUCUUCUUUGCCAGAAGAUUUUGCAUCUUUCCCUUAUAUUUGUUACCCCUGAAUUUCGCUCACCUGCAUGUGACUCGCUAGCCCCAUGUUGUGUUGGCUGUUUUGAUCUGUGCGUCAAGAAAAGGAAAUUAUACUGUUCCUGCUGCA
Molecule: messenger RNA, 2404 nt
Organism: Syzygium oleosum
Lineage: Eukaryota; Viridiplantae; Streptophyta; Magnoliopsida; Myrtales; Myrtaceae
Product: protein HESO1
Exons: 11
Coding region: 635-1999 (454 amino acids)
Molecular function (GO): RNA uridylyltransferase activity
Source: RefSeq, a predicted model, not a curated record